AUGGUUUCGACAAGACCCAGGAAGGAGAUUAAAAAAGAGAAACCGGAGCGACAACUCCGGUCGAAAGACAUUGCACAGAAACAGCCAAAUAAGACAUUGUUUAACUUUGACAAUGUCAAUGAACAUCUUCAAGGCAACAAACCCAUAAAACUAACUGACACCACGGGUGACGAGAACCGCCCAUAUGUGUUCUACGGAGAAUCAGGUAAUGUACCCGAUUUGCCUCCUCAUACUGAUACUUUGAAAAUAGUGGAACCUUUACUACCAAGACGUUCUCAAAAUAGAGAUGAUCCUUUACCGGACUCCCUUUAUGAAGUUUUUUAUAAAAAGAUGAAGAAAGAAGAGAAAGUUAUGACCAAUGAAGAGAGAUUAAGAAUAUUAUCGGAAGUGGAUAGCUUACAAGAUCAGUUAAAAUUACUUCAUCAGUAUGAUUGGAUUCGUCACUUACGAAAUAUAGCCUCAAUCAAUAACCCUAAUGAUUAUGAAGAAUUACAAUUAAAACGUGACUUAUCCAUUGCCGAAAUACGCAGGUUAUUGAGGAAACAUGACAAUUGGAGACGACGAUAUGACACCUUAAAUAACGAUAUAAGAGAGAACAUUGGUGUAAACGAUGGUAGCGAACUCUCUGAUGAUCCAGAUUAUGAAUGCUCGAUUGAAGAGUUACGCGAUAGAAGAAAAUUAGAAAGAGCUCAGAGAUAUGGCCCUGUGAUUAGAUUAAACCUCAGUGAAAAGUAUUCCUUGGUUAUUGACCCAGUGGCGCCUCCUAAAAUCGUGGAGGUGGAACCUCCCAAUCCUAUCAGAAAAGUGGAAUCUCCUAAUCAUAUUGCCAAAGUGGAAAAGCCAAUAGAAACCAAACCCGAGCCAAUUGAUACAGUACUGAGAGAAAUGCAAACAAUGCCAGCUUCGGAUAUACGGAUUCAGACAAACGCAAUGUUAUCGUCAACAGGAAUACCAAAGUCCAAAGUUUGGGUCUACAGACAGAAUUUAGAAGAAGUUGAGAAUGUGAAUGAAAUUGAUUUUCAAAUUAAAGAUUCUACACAUGUUUUUGGAACUUCACUCGAGAGGUUGGAACCUACAGUUGGCGGGUUUAAAAUGCCUCACGCUCUUCGCAAGAGAAAUUUUAGACCUCAAAAGCAAUAA
Messenger RNA from Hemisphaericaspora subhashii, 1140 nucleotides. RefSeq lists its product as uncharacterized. The coding region runs from base 1 to 1140 and encodes 379 amino acids. Gene Ontology annotation, cellular component: SAS acetyltransferase complex. The transcript has a single exon. Gene Ontology annotation, molecular function: histone acetyltransferase activity. Lineage: Eukaryota; Fungi; Ascomycota; Pichiomycetes; Serinales; Debaryomycetaceae. The record is from RefSeq and is a predicted model, not a curated record.